Spodoptera litura is the source of this 663-nucleotide messenger RNA. The record is from RefSeq and is a predicted model, not a curated record. NCBI's taxonomy places the organism in Eukaryota, Metazoa, Arthropoda, Insecta, Lepidoptera, Noctuidae.
AUGGUGCUGCUGGGCCCAACGGUCAGGUCGCUCAGAGAGUUACUUGCGUGUUGUGAGUCCUAUGCACAGACUCAUGGCCUACUGUACAAUGUUGCUAAGAGCGAAUUCAUGGUCUUUAAGGCGAGUGGUGAAAAAUGUCCAGAUUCUGUACCUGCAAUUAGGCUUAAUGGUAAUGAACUAAAUCGUGUUUACCAGUUCAAACACCUGGGUCAUUACGUGACCGACGACCUUAGGGACCAUGUAGACAUUGAGCGGGAACGUAGGGCGCUGGCAGUUCGAUGUAAUAUGCUGGCGCGCAGGUUUGCGCGUUAUAGCAAGGAGGUUAAAGUAACGCUUUUUAAAGCAUAUUGUCAAGUGUUCUACACGUGCAGCUUGUGGGCCGGCUAUACUUUGCGGACUAUCAGCGCCCUGCGAGUCCAAUAUAAUAAUGGGUUCAGAAAGUUGAUGGAACUGCCCUGUUUCUGCAGUGCAUCUGCACACGCACACGUUGAUGACUUCCAUGCCAUUAUCAGACAGAAGUCUGCAUCGCUGCUCUGCAGGGUGCGGGCCAGUUCCAUCUCCAUCUUGAAAACCAUUGCAGGGAGUUACAAGAACAAGAAGAAGAUGAACAUGGAAAAACAAAAGAAAAUUCUACAAGAGAGGAACAAGAAAUCCACAAGUUGA